This is a messenger RNA of Ichthyophthirius multifiliis, 1075 nucleotides long. RefSeq lists its product as hypothetical. Gene Ontology annotation, molecular function: mRNA binding; structural constituent of ribosome. Lineage: Eukaryota; Ciliophora; Oligohymenophorea; Hymenostomatida. The record is from RefSeq and is a predicted model, not a curated record. Gene Ontology annotation, cellular component: ribosome; mitochondrial large ribosomal subunit. Gene Ontology annotation, biological process: translation; negative regulation of translation. The transcript is spliced from 4 exons.
UUUCCUUCACCAAAAGAAAUGUUCCCAAAAGCAAAUCCUGAAGCAUAUUCGAUUCCAAACGAUUUAACACCUUCAUUAUUUUAAAAUGCAUUAGGUAUAAAAUUAACUCCAGAGCCUCGUGCAGCAUUUAUGUAAUUUGCUAAAUAGAAUGGAUAAAUGUAUCAUAUAUUUGAUGCGUCUAAAUUUGUAAAAUUAUAAAUUAAAGUAGAUUUCAUAUUUUAUAAAACAGCCGCUAGGUAGAAUUUGCUAAAAAGCAGCAUUUUUUUUAUAGGGAAAACAUAGACCUACUUUCAGAAAUUGUGAUUAAGUUACCUUUGAUAAUAUAAUUAUUGUAAAUGCGGAAAAUAUAGUAUUAACAGGAAAAAAAGCUUUAAAAAAAACAAUAUUUUAUCAUAGUGGAUAUGUUGGAGGAAUAAAGGAAAGAUCUUAUAAACAUUAUUUAACUUAAAAACCUGAAUAACUUAUUUACUAUUGUAUAAGUAAAAUGCUUCCUAAAAAUAAAAAAAGAAGAGAUUUAUUAUAAAAAAUAAGAAUUUUUAGAGGUUUGUAACAUGAUCAUAAAGAAUUUCCAAAUGUAGAGUUUAAUUAAAAUAUAAAAUAAAAUUAUUAUGAUAAUAAUUAAAAAAAUAUAUUUAAAAAGUUCUUGCCAUAAACUAAACCACUUGUUGAUGAAAAAUUAUAUAAUCCAUUUUUACAAAACAUUGAAAAUUUAGUUAUUAAAUACUAAUCUGCAUAAGAUACGCCAAAAGAAUUCGAAGGAUUAAAAAAAGAUAUUGAUCAUAACUUUGAAAUUCCAUUUAAUUAAAGAGAUAAAGUUGUUAAAUUAUCUGCCCAUAAUAUCAAAGUAUUUAAGGCCUGGAAAAAGUAUCAUGCGAAAUUGAGAAGGUAUAAGAUUCAUAAAAUUAGACCUCCACUUAAUAGAGAUCCAAAUAAUUCUAGAAAAUCUAUAUUAAUUACUUCUGAAAAAUAUAUUAAAGAACAUAACCUUGGAAAAUACAUUGAACCCGAAGAGGCUCCAGAAGAAGAUGAUACUAUUGUAAAAUCUUUUCCGAAACCAACGAAAAUUAUAUAUUGA